CUUGUUACCACAAGCCAAAAAUCCCACGACCGCCAUGAUGCUUGUUUGCUCUCGAUGUUAAACAGCAGAGGAUACAUAGUGAAUCACAAACAAAGGAAGCACGCAGUCGUCUUCGUCAACUGGUAUGCGUUUGCAGUAUCACAGGGAUGCCCAAGGAAAAAUAUGACCCGCCAGACCCCAGGCGGAUGUACACCAUAAUGUCCACUGAAGAGGCAGCCAACGGGAAGAAAUCGUACUGGGCGGAGCUCGAGAUCAGCGGUAAAGUGCGGAGUCUGAGCACGGCAUUGUGGUCCCUCACCCACCUCACAGCACUGCACAUCAGCGACAACUCUCUGUCCCGCAUCCCGCCCGACAUCGCCAAAUUACACAAUCUGGUGUACCUCGACCUUUCGUCCAAUAAGAUCAGGAGCCUGCCGGCCGAGCUUGGCAACAUGGUGUCUCUCAGGGAACUGCUUUUAAAUAACAACCAGCUGCGGGUUCUGCCUUUCGAACUGGGAAAGCUCUUCCAGUUACAGACACUGGGACUAAAAGGAAACCCUCUAGCACAAGAAAUCGUGAACCUGUACCAGGAACCUGACGGAACCCGUCGACUGCUCAACUACCUGCUGGACAACCUGGCGGGCACCAACAAACGCACCUCCACAGAGCAGCCCCCUCCCCGGAACUGGAUCAUACUGCAGGAAGCCGACCGGACACGGCCGGCAGCUCUGUUCUCAGUGAUGUGCUACAACGUGCUCUGCGACAAGUACGCCACGCGCCAGCUCUACGGCUACUGCCCGUCCUGGGCCCUCAAUUGGGAGUACAGGAAGAAGUCCAUCAUGCAGGAGAUCCUCAGCUGCAACGCCGACAUCAUCAGCCUGCAGGAGGUGGAGACGGAGCAGUACUAUCAUUACUUCAUGGUGGAGCUGAAGGAGCACGGGUACGAGGGGUUCUUCAGCCCCAAGUCCCGGGCCAGGACCAUGUCCGAGUCGGACCGCAAGCACGUGGACGGCUGUGCGGUGUUCUUUAAGACCGAAAAGUUCAGCAUGGUGCAGAAGCACACGGUGGAGUUUAACCAGCUGGCCAUGGCCAACUCGGAGGGCUCGGAGGCCAUGCUGAACCGAGUCAUGACCAAGGACAACAUCGGCGUGGCCGUCCUGCUGGAGCUGCGUAAGGAGGUGAUGGAGCAGUGCGUGGGGAAGUCUGUGCCCAGCAUGGAAAAGCAGCUGGUCCUGGUGGCCAACGCGCACAUGCACUGGGACCCCGAGUACUCGGACGUGAAGCUGGUGCAGACCAUGAUGUUCCUGUCUGAGGUGAAGAACAUCGUGGAGAAGGCCACGCGCAGCCUCAAGCUGUCCUCCAUCUCCGGGGAGACCAACGGCAUCCCGCUGGUGCUGUGCGCCGACCUCAACUCGCUGCCCGACUCCGGCGUGGUGGAGUACCUGAGCACGGGUGGGGUGGACUGCACGCACAAGGACUUCAAGGAGCUGCGCUACAUCGACAGCCUGACAAACUUCAACUGCAACGGGAAGAACAGCACGUCCAACGGCCGCAUCACCCAUGCUUUCAAGCUCAAGAGCGCCUACGAUAAUGGCCUCAUGCCUUACACCAACUACACCUUCGACUUCAAGGGUGUCAUUGACUACAUUUUCUACUCCCAGCCUCUGCUCAAUGUUUUGGGCGUCCUGGGGCCCCUGGAUCCCCAGUGGCUUCAUGAGAACAAUAUCAGCGGCUGCCCACACCCCCACGUCCCCUCCGAUCACUUCUCUUUGUUUGCACAACUGGAGCUGGCCCUGCCCUACCCGCCGCCGCUCAACGGGAUCCACCUGCCCAGCCGCAGGUAGUCCUCCGAGCCACCGGGGGGAGUCGCUGCUCACAGCUCCGCUCAGUUUUGUAAACUUCAGAAGAAACCCAAAAUCUGUACUCAUCUUGAGUAAUACACCAGACGAGUGGGAUAUGGCCAACAGAUUUUUUUUUCUUUUUUUUUUUCUUUCUUUUUUUCUUUUCCUAAAUGUUUUCACAGAUUUUAAUUUGAACAAAUGCUGAAGUCAAUCUUUGUAAAAAUGCCGACCAUCUUUUCAGACAUAAUGUAACGUCCCACUCCCCGGCUUCAUUCGUGUUGCUAUGCCGUAAAGGACCACGGCGAUGAUCAGGUAGUACCUCUGUAGCCGUCUGGAUACGUGCAGUCGUCACGCCUAGAGUCUGUAGUAAGUUUUAAAACAAAGAGAAAAUGUCGUUUGUUCAUGGGAGAACCCGUCGUGCAGAAAUCCAGUUAAGAGAAAGAAAUCUUGUUCGUCUAGAAGCCAAACAAGCUUGAGUUCCCAGAGUAAAAACAAACAUUAAUAAAUUAAUGGCUGUAACCCGUACGGCUGCUUUGGCCUAUAUUCCCAAGGUGGUUUGAGUGCACCCCCCCCCCCCCUGGUUUAGCCCCAUCCUGUGUGAUGCUAUGUUUUCUGUGGGAGACUUUUUUGCUGUAGGAGGGAGCAGGCCCGACUGGCUGGUGCGUUUUUUUAACAAGUUCUCCUGGUGCUAUACGAGCCCUGUCCACCAGCGUUGCACUCUACCAAUUGGUGCUGACCGCACUGGGCCGUCUCCUGCAAGCAAAGGGUUAAUGACAUCAGCCACAGGGCACACACCAUCACACAGUGCAUCCCGGCCCCAGCGGUCAUAUUAAAGAGAAGACUUCAGAUUAGCUUUGUUUUGUGGGCAGACAUCAUCGCCGUGGUCCCCCGUUCCAUUUUAUCGUGACGUAUUUUUCCAAGUUUCCCUUUAAGGCGGGAUGAGGUGAACGGCUGCACGUAGCCGCGGCACGCUGCCACAGAGCCGCCACCUUCAGGUAAAAAAAAAAAACGCAGCGGGACGUGGGCCAGGCGUGCGUCCGUCUGCGCUGAGCCGCGCUAACGCUACGUCAGCGGGUUCAGCGCUCAGACGGUCACCGCGGUUACGGGUGAACAGAUGUCAUCUCAGCCUUUUUUACUACAGGGAGGGGGGCUCUUUUGGGCACCAGCACACACACGUACACACACGGACAUGCACACACACGCAUACACGCACGGACACGCACACACACACGCACGCAGAUUUGUAGCACUGUUUCAGAGGCCAGUAGUGUCCUUCCCUGGCCAUAACUGCACCCUCCUCUCCAGGGGCUUUUCCUACAGAUGUUUGUAUAACGUUGACGUAGCUGAAGUUUGGAUUCCGCCUUUACAUGAUUGUAUAUGAACCACAGAAGACCUGAUCUGUGUGGCAUUUUUGUACUAAGAAUUAUGAUCAGAUUUAGAGACAAAAAAAAAAGAUUGUAUUGUAAACUAAGGUGACAUUUGUAUCUGUUUUAAGGUGUUUAAAAAUGUAUAUAUGAAAGACCAGCUUGUACUAGAGUUAAAAACAGAGGAUGUUUCUGGGUUCUCACCUCUGCUCUCUUCUCAGUGACUAUUUCUAGGUGUACUGCUGUUUUUUUUUUGUUUUUAAUUAAUGAAGACUUUGCACUCCAAAUUCGGAUUCGGACUAAACCAAAUUUGUCUCAAGAAUCUUCUUUACCAUAAAGAAGUUUGUCUUGGGUAACUGGCUCAAAUGCACGGCUAGAGAUGGUCUUGUGAGACUGACCAGAAAGCGACUGUUCUCACGCCCCUCGGGCUGCAGAGAGCUCACGUAUCGCCGCCCUGGUGGUGACGAGGAGGAAAGAACAGCUGUGCAAGCUCAUUCGCACCACAGUGGGAACUGCAGCACGUGAACAGGCCAAUACCCAAACCGCCUCUGAGUAUGUGUAGUGUGUGUUUAUAUAUAUAUAUAUAUAUAUAUAUAUAUAUAUAUAUAUAUAUAUAUACACACACACACACUAGAAAUAUGCAGUGUGUAUGUCUAUAUAUGUACACACGCAGUUAAAGCAUUUGUGGAUGUUUUAUUAGAGGUCUUUUUUAUGGGUUGUAGGAAUAUUUCUGUCUUUUUUGUUGAACUCACAAUCAGGUAAUGUGCGACAGAGUUUGGCCUUUUUCUUUUUUUAAAAAGCUGCUUAACCUGGUCCCUGCUCACGUCUCUGCAGUGCUCUCGUUCUGAUAUGUUUCCCUGUCUUCUGUUUUAAUAACACCAUAUUAAAUGUGCGCGACGCUGCAGUGUCCCUUAGAGCCCCGCCCCUCGUGGUGUCAUUAUAAAAAUCACUGUACGGAGCCCCGCCCCCCUCCCCCCGCCGUUAUCUCAGGCUGUUCUUCUCUCAGUAGUUUAGUUUGGAUCUGUGUCCUUUUCUACGGCUGUAUCCUCCGCUCUGCGUAGUGCCAUCUAAUGCUUACCGCCAGAAAGCCAAGUGUAAAGAUGGAAGCCCUCCUCUUGCCACAACCGCGUUAAGAGAUGUUUUUUAGGGGGGUGGGGUGGGAAAGCAAAGGGGGCCAUUUUCCCUCUUUCCGGGUGUGUUCCUGCUCCCCCCGUGGGCCAGAAGUGGUGUGGUCCAAGCUUGUCAUUUUAAUGAUGUUCUCUGAGGACCACAUCGGUCCUGUACAAUCAUCCAUUGAGAGGGGAAAAAGAGAAAAAAAACAUGAAAUGUGUAAAUUUUUCAGUGUGCUAAGAAUAUUCCAUGGAAGCUGUUCUUUGCUCAAUUUUCAUGUUUUUUUUUUGUUUUACUUAUUUUAAAUGAAAUUGAUUGACAAGCACUUAAAGUAGAUCACCAGUGCAGCUACCCUCUGGAAAAGGAAUCUUAUAUAAAACCCUCUUUUUAAAACUGUGCUUUUGCCAUUGUGCAAAAGUGAAUUUUAAUCUUUUUUAUUGUUACUCUGCGUAAAGAGGAAAAUGGGGGAAGCGGUGGAUCUGUCAUCCUCGUCCAGGACCUGUUUUUUUCUCUGCUUUUUUCUUUCUUUUUUUUGUUUGUUUGGAACAAAAGUAAAACGUGGGGACUAUUAUGUUGAAUUGCGAAUAGUGUUGUAGUAUGUUGGAAAAAAUAGCUUUUUUUUGUAAAGUGUGAAUAAAAGUUGUAUCUCUUGUUUCCUUUCUUUAAAACAAAUUGUGUUGUUCCUGUGUAUGUAUGUGUGACCAAGUAUCCAAUAGUACUUUCUUUUCACUGUUCCCCCCCCCUCCCCUUAUAUACUCAAACCAAAAGAUUUUUUUUCCCCCAGAAAAAUGUUAGCAUCUGGUAUUAAAGAGGUGUGUGAUAGCUAGCUUUGAUUGUACAGAAGCCAUCUUUUAACAUUUAUUUUAGGGAGAAGGAUAGUUGCAAGUGUUUACAAAAUCAGAUUUAAAAAAAAAUGUAUAUAGCGGUAAAUACAGUUGGCUUAUUUUGAAAGUUGCGUUUAGGCUAGCGGGCUGUGUAUCUGUCAGCAGGCACUGCGGCCCUUCUGUUAACGUGGUGUGAUAAUGGUGAUGGGACAGGUCUCAAAGACCCCAUUGUGGGCGGGGCCUUAUCGGGUUGCUUUUUGCACCAAACGCGAUCCCUGGUUUAAAGUGCACGAAGGCUCCGCCCCCUUUUUUAUUUGGGUUUCAUGCAGUCUUUCUUUCCCGCCGCUGUGUGCAGUGAGCGGCAGGGGCCGCAGGUCCUGUUCCACUGAAAGGCCGUUGUGCACCUCUCGCUGCCUCUCGUGCUGUUCGGCGGGGGUUAGCCUCGUUUAGCGCUCGCGUGCACGGGCCGCCUCCUCGGACCUCGCUUUAUUAAUCUGAAAUUUGUGCAAGUGUUAAAGGUGCGAGAGCGUUAAAGUUACCCGCGCUCGGGAAACGGAGGGAGUUCACGCCAGGACCGAGUCAAAACCCGCCUUCCAUCUCUGCUAGCGCCAACCCCGCGGCUGAGCUCUACCUGCAGUAGGGCUCAGCACAGUCCUCCUAAAAGAAGCACGCGUAAAAAAAAAAAAAAUCGUGGUUUUCUUUUCAGUUUUAAUUUUUUAAAAAUAAUGGCUUAGAGCAGGAGUGGGAUACCCAGGCCCUGGUGGGUGGGGGGACCCUGUGCUUCAGCAUUUCUCUGCAAAUUCUGCUGUUAUUUCAUUGGUCCAGUCGCUUAUGUACACAUAUGUUUUGGCUAAGCGUUAAGCUCACGAUUGAUAGCUGAAGGGUACUGCUGCGGGGCGUUUUUUUACUGUGGCCUAAUCGAAGACCGAACCAGUUUUGACUGCAAGCUACUCGAGCUGGGUUUAGUAGUAAGAAAAGACCUGAAUUCACACCCAACCCUCCAUGAACCUGGUUCCCCACUCCUGUCGUACAGGUUUAGUCUAAUUCUGCAGUCUCUGUUUUCACCAUGGGCUACUGUAGAAUCUCAGCAAUAAUACAUUGGGGGGGGGGGCGGAAAACUUAAACCUGUACAUCACGAAACCAUUCCUUCUUCUUUGGAAAAAAAAAAAAACGUUAUUUUAGUAUAGGUGAUGUGUUCAAGUUGUGCAACUGAGUUCCACAAGUUUUUAAUAUUCUCUCCACUCCCUCGGUCAUGUUCUCUUCCCAUCUACACUUCCAUCAACUAUAUACUAAAACUAUAUAUAUUACCAUUUCCUGCCAUUUUGCUCAUAGUGGUAGUCAUGCAGGUUUUAGCUUGGUGGGGUUGAUAUACAUACAGAGGCAUAUUUGUCACUAUGUAAUGCACUGGACCAACUCUUGUUUACCAUUCAUGGAAUACCAGCAAAGCACUUGCACAAAGUUUUAAAAAAAGAAUGUUACAUAAAGUGUAUGUAUAAAAUAAAAUAAAAAUAUAUCUAUAAAUAUAUAAAAGGCAGCUGUUUUUAACAAAAAAUGAAGAACUGUAGAGCCCUAAUGGUAAACGAGGCAUUUUAAAAUUAAUGUCACCCCUUCUGUCUACUUCUUUAUUCUCUGUAAGUAAUGCUUAUUAACAGGGUCGGCUUGUUUUCCUUUACAACUCUGUAUCUUUCCUACUUUCAAUGGUUGAACAUAAUAAAACUAAUAAUCAUUCUGUA
Anguilla anguilla (European eel) is the source of this 6851-nucleotide messenger RNA. RefSeq names its product CCR4-NOT transcription complex subunit 6-like. Gene Ontology annotation, molecular function: protein binding; poly(A)-specific ribonuclease activity. Gene Ontology annotation, biological process: nuclear-transcribed mRNA poly(A) tail shortening. Bases 147 to 1823 code for a protein of 558 amino acids. The record is from RefSeq and is a predicted model, not a curated record. Lineage: Eukaryota; Metazoa; Chordata; Actinopteri; Anguilliformes; Anguillidae. Gene Ontology annotation, cellular component: cytoplasm; nucleus; CCR4-NOT complex. The transcript is spliced from 12 exons.